This is a messenger RNA of Asterias rubens (European starfish), 3361 nucleotides long. RefSeq names its product protein smg8-like. The transcript is spliced from 22 exons. NCBI's taxonomy places the organism in Eukaryota, Metazoa, Echinodermata, Asteroidea, Forcipulatida, Asteriidae. The record is from RefSeq and is a predicted model, not a curated record. Gene Ontology annotation, biological process: nuclear-transcribed mRNA catabolic process, nonsense-mediated decay. The coding region runs from base 76 to 2877 and encodes 933 amino acids.
CAUGUCAAGCACAACACAUAGUUUGUGGAGAAAGCCAGAGAAACUGAUGCAUUUGUGAGUUGUCUUGAAGAAGAAAUGACGGAAGAUAGUAGGACAUGCUGGUUUCAGUAUGCUUUUCUGUCGAACCAUGUGAAAGCCGAGUAUGAUGAUAAUAUCUGUGUCGUUGGUGUAUUUGGAAAGAGCCACCGCUCCAAGGGUUUGAUGUUAAAUGAUGUCAUCAACACCAAUAAGUUCCAGCACAUUAAGGAUCAGAGAGGUAUCAGCCAAAAGGACACGGAUGUUGAAAAUUGUAAUAUUGAGUGUCACUACGAUGCAGAGCAUAAAGUCCUCUAUCUGCAUCUCGUGUCCUUUUACGACACGCCCAUCCUAUCACGUCUCUGCAGACAAAUGCAACACAACCUGUCCAAUGCAGAUUGUCAUGCGUACUGGAAGGACCACAGUACAAGCCACGCCAGGGCCCUACUCUUCAUGUUCUCAGUUUGUCAUAUCAUGAUGGUUGUUCAUCCCAAGAACACUUUUGACAUCAGUUACCUGCAGCUAUUUAGAGCUCUGGAGAGUUUGAGGGAGAAGUUAGUUCCCACAGUCACAAACCUCCUCAAGGAGACUCAAGUGAGUAAGGAGCUUAAAAAUAAUGGCCGUCUCUGCACGCCGAGGUUGCUCUUCAUUUGCCAACAGACUGACAUGGCGGAAGAUGAGUUAAACUCAAAUACUUCUGUCUCUUUCUUAAAGUCCAAAUACAAGAGAUGGUCUCCACGUAAGCUUCUACAACAUUCACUUGAAGAUCAGAUUUAUAGAUUGCUUCGCAAAAGUCGUAUCUUGACCAAUAAUUUAUCUCACUGUCUCUUCACUGUUCCUGGGAACCAGGCUUUUGUGUAUUUUUUGGACCAGCAGUGUCAGGCCACGGACCCAUUAGAGCUGUUAAUAUCAGAACUAAACAAGAAUUUCCCUGCCUUUCGGAAAGAUUCCAAGACGCAGCAGGGAUCAUCCUUUCCAUCACCAACAUCAACACCAUCCACUCAGUUCCAGAUCUUUACUGACUCUCUACCCUCUUUAGAGGAGACUAGCAGCUCGAGUGACCUCAGGUCGUUUCUAUGGGAUCACACCAGUAUGGUGCUUGAUGGGAAGGGAUUCGAUGAAGGGUUGGGACGAGGGUCAUCUACAUCACAACUUGAGCCCCUGAGCUUCAACAAAUGGCACGAUGUGUCCAGUAAACUCUACGACUUCUUCAUGUCGGAUUCCACUGAACCAAAGGUCAUAGGUCACUUCAAUGCCAUGACCUCUGCCCUUGACCUGGACAUGCGUUUCUCGGAGGCGCGAUGUAACAAGGUGCUCCCCAUAGCAACCAGGACGUAUCAAGAGGGUGCACCAUCUCAUUAUACCAGCACAGUCCAUGGUAGCAGGUUAGCACAAGCCAUGAAGGUUUUCUCUCAGCACGCUCGUGGACCAGCGUUCGAGAAGUACGCUAACCAGCUACAGGCCGAGUGCCAGCUCUUCUGGCAGAGUGGACGUCAACUCUGUGAAGUGGUCAGUUUCACCGGUCAUCAUUGCAUUCAUAAGCUUCAUCUCUUACCGGAGAGUGUGAGCGACCCUGAGCGAGAGGCCAUCAUACCAAUAAUUCCUCACACCAAUAAUAACCGCACCCCAUGUGCUUGUAACUGUGGGAAGACGGUGACGCAACGAGACGAUCCAUUCACCCUCAAGCUUGCCAACUACGACUUCUUCCACGGAAUGGAAGAUCGAUGCUGCAGUAAGCUGAGACAUCACAAGUUCCUGCUGUAUGAACCGAUACGCCGUGAUUCCAAGAUACUGCUGGCCAUGGCAACCCAAGAGCAGUCCAAGGGUUGGGAGAAGGAGGGGGGCGUCAAACCUGAGAACAAGGAGGAUACACUGGGCAAGAUGUCGACGGAGAAGUUAAAGAAUGAUUCCGCUGCGAGUGUUCCGAACACCUUCAGCCCAGCUCUAAGUCUCGGCCAGUCAGGUGACAUGCUAUCACAUGAUGCACACAGUGGGUUGCCAGGCAACAGCUGCACUGCUAGUCUACUCAGCACGGGCGACGGAGCACAGGAAACCAGUAGAGAGAAACGCCAGUACUUGAGAGAGACGUCAACGGCGGAGUAUCUUCAGGGCAUGAUGUGCUCAACCUCCCCAAGAAGCUUACUGCCUCUCUUCUCGUCCUGGUCUUUAUUAUGUCUUGGGAAAGCUUCCUCAUACAACCCCAGCAAAGGACUUGACCAGCCGGGUUUCCUUAGGGAUUCCAACUUCCUACUUCCAUGGGAUAUUCCAAUUCCCAAAGGAAGUGCACUGGAUCCAUCGUGGCCUGUACCAAGUGAGUCUGCCAGCGGGGGUGGCCGUAAAGGUGGCAAACACCGCGACAAGAGGGGACACAAAGACGCUAACAGUGAUCCCAGCAUACGUGCUUACAUAGGUAACGAGUACGAAUGCCCACGAGGGCACAGAUUCAUCUGCUCCGGCCCGGAUAAGAUCGUGAAGGCAACCAGUAGCGGCAUUGUGAAGGAUACCGGUACAAAGCUGGUAACCUCUGACAUGCCGCUGUACCAUCCAUGCCCUUGUAGGUCUACCAAGCCGCCCCUUGGCCAGCUGAUGCGGGCCUUUGUUGUCACCCCAGAUGUACCCCUCUACAUCAAGCUGAACCCUCGUCUGAGGCCUGGCCCCCACCCCUGCCCUAUCUUCCAUCCGGGUGUCUCAGAAGAUGGAAUUACGCUCUCUGGUAACAGCUUGUGGGUCCUGAGGUUCCCUUAUGUUUACGUUGAUGAAAAUGGCCCCAUCCUGCCCCCGACUGACAACCAACCCCCUCCCUCAGCCAAACUCCUACGGGGUAUGUAUCUGACAUCAGCACAGAAGCCCCCCGACUCCUGAAAGAAGACAAUCUGGAGCUCUUGAAGAAAUCUGCUUCUUCUGAGUCGUUGAGAUGGCCCCUCACAGUUAACAAAACAUCUGACGAAUUUGCCUUUGUUUUCUCUCUCAACCCUUGUGAGGGUUUCGUGUCCAUCGACUGCAAUGUGAACAGCAGCGAAACACUGAUGAAGAGAGAGAAGUCUGGGCUUCUCCGCUCAAGCCGACAAAGAUUUUGGAUUGGUCUCAUGGCAUGUGGAGAAGUCUUCCCCAACCAGCGUUCCCCCAUGCCUAUUCAAACAUGAGCCAUCUAGCAUCGCUACUUUCAGUAAGCACUGAGCUCAUUUUUUGGCCAGUGUCACAUCUCGCUGUGAAGGUUCGCAUUGAAGGAAAUACUAAUAAGAAAAAUUUUUUUUUCGUUUUGUGUCAUCUAUGAGAUAUUUCUUUGACAUCUACAUAUUAUAAAUAAAAACAGGCACCCCCCGAACAAAGAUAUUGACAAAUUUGG